UAGUUAUAGGGAAUAUACUUCCCUUGGUUUUUUGUAUUCUACAGUGCCUUCUUCCGUUCUCCCUUCGGUGCGAAUCGGGUCGAACCAAAUCCGAAGUCCCCACCUCAAUCAUCUCUCUGAUUCUGCCAUUGAUUCUCGUCACUCGUUAGAUUUGGUGGAGGAGAAUUUUGAAGUAUGACAACAGCAGCUAGACCUACAUGGGCGCCAGCUAAAGGUGGCAAUGAACAAGGUGGAACUCGAAUUUUUGGUCCAUCUCAGAAAUAUUCUUCCAGAGACAUUGCAUCUCACACUACUUUAAAGCCCAGAAAGGACGGACAGGACACUCAGGAUGAGUUACAGAGGAGAAACCUCCGGGAAGAGUUAGAAGACCGUGAGCGGAGACACUUCUCUUCAAAAGAUAAAGGCUAUGAGGACAGAGACCGGAGAAAGGGUGGUCAACUCCUUUUAGAAGGGGGCAAAAGAGAGAUUGAAGAUCGCAUUAUUCCACGCAGUGCUGACGCUGAUGAUGCUGAUGCUGACGUCAAAAGUGAUGAUGAGAGUGAGGACGAUGAUGAUGAAGAUGAUACAGAGGCUCUCCUGGCAGAGCUUGAACAGAUAAAGAAGGAAAAAGCUGAGGAGAAACUUCGGAAAGAACGGCAAGAGCAAGAGGAGGAGCUUAAAGCAAAGGAAGCAGAACUGUUGAAGGGAAACCCUCUAUUAAACCAGCCAACAUCUUUCAGUGUGAAGAGAAGGUGGGAUGAUGAUGUGGUCUUCAAGAAUCAGGCUCGCGGGGAACUGAAGGCGGCCAAGCGCUUUAUAAAUGACACCAUUCGGAAUGACUUUCAUAGGAAGUUCCUGCAGAAAUACAUGAAAUGAUAAUAGGAUUUAAUGUGAAAAAAGGCAAGCAACAAACUUUAGCGCCUAGUGGAUAGUUUUGUUGAGUUGUUUCUCAAAUGUCUCUACCUCAUUCUGUGGAAACAUUCAACUCCAUGUAAUAUUGUCAUUUUUAAACUAGCUAUUCACAAUGAGAAAUUGUUUGGGAAUACAUUUCUGUUUC
Messenger RNA from Nicotiana attenuata, 1036 nucleotides. Its product is annotated as protein CWC15 homolog. The record is from RefSeq and is a predicted model, not a curated record. Gene Ontology annotation, molecular function: RNA binding. The transcript is spliced from 8 exons. Bases 175 to 855 code for a protein of 226 amino acids. Lineage: Eukaryota; Viridiplantae; Streptophyta; Magnoliopsida; Solanales; Solanaceae. Gene Ontology annotation, biological process: mRNA cis splicing, via spliceosome. Gene Ontology annotation, cellular component: catalytic step 2 spliceosome.